UCCUCAAAUCCUUCUUCAUUUUCUACUAUCUUACAGUUUACUUUGACCAUGGCUUCCAUUGUGAGUCGGCUCAGCCUUGCGCUGAGCCUCAUAGCUCUAGCCCUAGCCGGCUACUCCAUUUACCAGCACACACAGUCAGCCAUGGAGAGCCAGCUCAUCAAGCCUCUCCCGACAUUCCAAUCUGCCAACGUGUUAUCGUAUCCCAGUGACCGCAAAUCCUCCGCCGGCGGCAAGCUUUCCGACGAAGCUUGCGUCUUCUCCGCCGUUAAAGAAGUUGUCGACGCCGCCAUCGAUAACGAAACUCGCAUGGGGGCUUCCCUCAUUCGUCUCUUCUUCCACGAUUGCUUUGUCGAUGGUUGUGAUGCAGGGCUUCUUCUGAAUGAUACGCCCACGUUCCAAGGGGAACAGGGUGCGCCAGGAAAUAAUAACUCUGUGAGAGGGUUUGAGGUUAUAGAACAAGCUAAACAGAAUGCAGUAGCUAAAUGUGCCGAUACACCUGUAUCUUGUGCUGACAUUUUGUCUAUUGCUGCUCGUGAUUCUUUCGAAAGGUUUACUGGAGCAACAUACACCGUGACCUUAGGGCGACUCGACGCAAGAUCCGCGAACUUCACCGGAGCUCUUAACCAGCUUGUCGGUCCAUCGGAAAACCUGACUGAACAAGUCAGGAAAUUUGGCAUAAAAGGAUUUAGCGAGAGGGAAUUGGUAGCCUUGUUAGGUUCACACACGCUAGGGUUUGCCAGAUGUCCGGUUUUAUGUGACAGCAGAAACAUUAACCCGGUUCGGGUCCCCGGUCUGCAAUGCAACUGUCCUGUAACUGAUACUGACCCGGGUUUGGUCGGGCUGGACCCCACUCCCGGUACAUUUGACCAACGUUAUUACGCUGACCUAGUCAACGACCAAGGCCUCCUGUUUUCCGACCAACAGCUGAUGAACAGCACCACCACCAGCGACGCCGUGACGACGUACCGGGACUCCAUGGAUACCUUCCUUGCCGACUUCGCCGCCGCCAUGGUCAAGAUGAGCAACCUGCCGCCGUCCACCGGAGUUGAGCUCGAAAUCCGCGACGUCUGCAGCCGGGUGAAUGACGUCUCUGUUGCAUCCAUGUGAGAAUUAUAUUCUCAUUCUCUAUCUGUGAAAUAACCAAAGUGAAAAUUUAACUUUGAAAAGUGAAGAUUUUCACCUA
Messenger RNA from Ipomoea nil (Japanese morning glory), 1183 nucleotides. Its product is annotated as anionic peroxidase-like. NCBI's taxonomy places the organism in Eukaryota, Viridiplantae, Streptophyta, Magnoliopsida, Solanales, Convolvulaceae. Gene Ontology annotation, molecular function: peroxidase activity; heme binding. The record is from RefSeq and is a predicted model, not a curated record. The transcript is spliced from 3 exons. Bases 49 to 1107 code for a protein of 352 amino acids. Gene Ontology annotation, biological process: response to oxidative stress; hydrogen peroxide catabolic process.